AUGCUUGUUCCUGGGGAGUUGAACAUCGAGUCCGACGAGUCGAUCGUGGGUGCCGCUGUGGAAAUAAAGGCCCAGCAUGGCAAGGUCGAUGUGGUCAUCAAAAACGCCGGCGCCCAGUUUGAACAACGGGAGAUCGUCGGGAAGAUGAGCGAGCGGGAGAUGCGCGUUGAGCAACAACAGAUCGCCGGGAACAUGAGUGCGCGGGAGAUGUGGAACCGGUCCUGGAAUGUCAACACCGCCGGCACGCAGAUCCCCACCGCCACCAUAGCGCCCUUGCUGCGCCAGAGUAUCCACCCCUCGCCUGCUCUGCAUCACAUUCAACGCGCCGAGCUUGGCAGGAACGAAGGACCCAAGCCAAGGGAUGACCCAAGACGGCGCCUGCCGGAGCGACAAGACGGGGCUCAACAUGCUGACGCUUGA
Molecule: messenger RNA, 420 nt
Organism: Aspergillus candidus
Lineage: Eukaryota; Fungi; Ascomycota; Eurotiomycetes; Eurotiales; Aspergillaceae
Exons: 3
Coding region: 1-420 (139 amino acids)
Source: RefSeq, a predicted model, not a curated record